UUACCCAAACGUGGCAUGGAGAUGUCGCUCACAGCCCUCACUGCAAGCUUGCCUUGCCACAUGAUGGAGCCUGCAGGCCCACAUUUGCCGGGGGAUAUGUAGAUUUGGGGUGACAGCGAUAGAAUUGCUACAGAACUGGGUGCGAGUGUGCAUUUGGAGCUUCAUUGUGGGUCAAAUUCUCUUUAAAAGCCAGAGUUGGGAUCAGUGUGGUGAAGGACAGGAAACAGGCCACAUGCGUAACCUCAGGAGUUAACUUGAUUUUGGCUACCGCUGAGCCUACUCUCAUGCUUUCAGUAGAGGUCGCAGAGGUUACGGAGUGGAGCUUGCUGGUUCAGCUCUCUCUCUCUCCCCCUGACCUCAGCGGGUUGUCUCCUCAUUUUGUUUAGUGUGUGCAGCUUGUCCUCCUCUUCCCAAGUUAUUGAGAUAUGUCCUAGAGGCGAUCGAAGCUGCCCGAGAGUUAAUCAUCAAGCCCCCAUUCGUGCCCCCAUUCGUGUACUGCUCAAGACUUUGUAGCCGUGUAGGUGCCCGUCUCGGAUUUCUCGGUCAGCCAUCGUUGAACCCCUACCGUCUGCUCUCCUCAACUUCUGUUGAAAGGUGUUAAAAUCAUAAGCCAUGUCGUAAAACGAAUCCACAUCGUUCAGAAAGAUUAUUUUUACCGUUUCGAUCAAGCUGGCAGGUGUGGCUUCCUCCAGCUUCGAUCUGUGUUAACAGAAGCUACAAGAGUACUGAUCAUGUCCCUCCAAAGAUCCUAGACUUAUAGAUGAGCAGUGAGUGCUAUCGGUCCAAGAUUUGCAGCCAUGUCAGAAGCGAAUGUCAAGUUGGUUGGGGUUGUGUGGAGAUGGUGGACGCCCCAUGUGAUGUGUGUGAUUUGGACCAUGGCUAUGAAUAUGAUAACCGUGCUCGGGCAAGGCACUGGGUCUCUAACCGGGGCUGUAACCUUUCUGGAAAAUUAUGAAAGUCAAUCAGAUUCGCAACAUUUUCGGAUUCUUAACGAUGGCCACCAAGUGCAGCUCGUGUUGGAUGAAUAUGCAGCUUCUGGAUUUGGCUCCAAGUACCAGUAUUUAUUUGGCAAGAUUGGGAUGCGCAUGAAACUGGUUCCUGGAAAUUCUGCUGGCACCGUGACAGCAUAUUAUAUGUCAUCACAGACUCCGGGAUUACACGAUGAAAUGGAUUUCGAGUUCCUUGGAAACGUGACCGGGCAGCCUUACAUCCUGCAAACUAAUAUUUAUGCAAAUGGUGAAGGGAAGCGGGAGCAGCGCAUUUACCUAUGGUUUGACCCCACUUCAGACUUCCAUUCGUACUCUGUCUUGUGGAAUACACAGCAGAUAGUGUUCUAUGUGGACAACACACCCAUCCGAGUGUUCAAAAACAACAAGGACAUAGGAGUUCCAUACCCUGACUCCAAGCCGGUGGGGAUCUACAGCACAAUCUGGAACGGAGAGAACUGGGCUACAAACGACGGCUGGGUGAAGCUGAACUGGACCUACGCUCCUUUCGUCGCCACCUACGAGUCCUUCAACGUCGACGCCUGCCGUGUUGACAACGGCGACACUGCCAGCUGCAUGGCCCAAACCAGCAGCUGGUGGAUGUCGUCGGAGUACCAAACCUUGGGAGCUUAUCAAGUGAACCAGCUCGAAUGGGUUCGGAACAACUACCUUCUCUACGACUACUGUGCAGACCGCAAGCGAUCACCAGCUCCACCACCCGAAUGUGCUCGAAAUCCAUUGUAGAAGUCUACUAACCAGAGUCUGUAGCUGCUCAUUGUCCUCCAUUCAUGAAGCUUCUCUUGUACCCACAUGUGAGAGCAGGGCGAUUCAAAACCCAUUCCACGACUCCAAGCAUCAAGUCCACAUCUUAGCUGGCUAGGGGAAUGAAGUGAGCAGGUUAUCUCCAAUGAGUUGGUUUGUGUCGAUUUGAGAGCUCGUGGCGUUGAAUGAGUUUACAUAUAUCUUCCAUUGGAUUGAUUGUUUAUUUUUUUUAUUUUUUUGUCUGGGCGAUUCCAUUGUAUAUGCUGUCGUUCUAGCAACUAAGCUAUUGUAGAUCGAGUUCUGAUUUUGCAGACUUCUCCAAUGGUUGUGAAUUCUUAUUGUGAGCUUAUAAAGCCCGUUUGGUGGAUCGAAGCUCUGCAUCAAGCGUUAACAGACUAAAAUUUGAGUUCA
Physcomitrium patens is the source of this 2159-nucleotide messenger RNA. Lineage: Eukaryota; Viridiplantae; Streptophyta; Bryopsida; Funariales; Funariaceae. The record is from RefSeq and is a predicted model, not a curated record.